GAGCAGGAGGAGGAUGUUCCAGAAGAAAAUAUGGAUGAAGAAAGUAAAAGUACGAAAGUGAAGCUCUUUAUCAGUGGUGUGGUUCACAAUAAAGAAGAUGCCAGAACAAAAUCAUAUGUUCAUGUUCCAGCUGAAAUAAAUAACAUGGAAAAAGACUCCUUUGAACUGUACAUUCCUGGAAAUGGUUCUGGUCAUGAUCUGCCUGAAACGAAGGCUGCAAAACAGAAAGUUGCAGAUAUGGCUGCUAAAUUAGCCUCAGAGCUUAUGCCGUCUGAUGUUGCCAAGGCAUUAUGGGGUACAACCAAGAGUUCUUCAAAGAUAAAUAAAGAAGUUCAGGAGCUUUUAAGGCUUACCUUAAGCAAGGCCCGAGUCAAGCUCGCCGAUAAUACCUUUUUUAACCGGAUCAUUAUGGACACUAACAGCAUGGAUCCAUUUAAUGGUCUCUAUGUGGGAGCAUUUAGUCCAUAUGGACCAGAAAUUGUGCAGCUCCAUUGGAAGUUCGACCACUGGAAUAGUUCCGAUGACGUUGAGUUUUUCGAGUAUGCCGAAGCAGUAAAGUUGACUGGUGAUCUGAGUGUCCCUGCUGGCCAGGUUUGCAACUUUUAUUUUCUAAAAAAAUAUGUCAAUAUGGCUCCCAUGAUAUUCUACUGA
Molecule: messenger RNA, 651 nt
Organism: Zea mays
Lineage: Eukaryota; Viridiplantae; Streptophyta; Magnoliopsida; Poales; Poaceae
Product: protein EXECUTER 2, chloroplastic
Exons: 3
Coding region: 31-651 (206 amino acids)
Biological process (GO): response to singlet oxygen; singlet oxygen-mediated programmed cell death
Cellular component (GO): thylakoid membrane
Source: RefSeq, a predicted model, not a curated record